GAUUUGCAUCAUGUUUUUUUUCAAUUCUUGCAUGAGGAUUACAUUCGGUCUUUUUUUUACAUCGGUUAUUUCAAAAUUUAAAUUAUGAAUUCGGCGGCAAGAUAUUUGAAUAGAUUCGUUCUUAAACCAGGUGGAUUUGCUCAAUUGCGUCGAUCAAAUCCUCUGUUUUUACAAUUUCAUAGUGAGCAUCAGUCAUGGAAUGUUCAACAUCAACAAUUUCGUUAUAGACAUUCGGCUAGAUUGAAUACAGUUGUCGUAUUCGUUCCGCAACAAGAAGCUUGGAUCAUCGAACGUAUGGGACGUUUUAAUCGAAUAUUAGAUCCUGGGGUUAAUGUUCUUAUACCUGUUCUGGAUAGCAUCAGUUACGUUCAAAGUUUAAAAGAAAUUGCCAUUGAUAUUCCGCAACAGUCAGCUGUCACAAGUGAUAAUGUCACAUUACAUAUUGAUGGCGUUCUUUACUUGAAAGUUAUCGAUCCUUAUAAAGCCUCAUAUGGUGUUGAAGAUCCGGAAUUCGCUAUUACUCAACUUGCACAAACAACGAUGCGAUCGGAAAUCGGUAAAAUUCAUUUAGAUUCGGUAUUCAAAGAACGUGAAAUGCUUAACAUCGCUAUUGUCGAAUCGAUCAAUUUGGCCAGCAGCUCUUGGGGUCUAACAUGUAUGCGUUAUGAAAUUCGAGAUAUAACGUUACCUGCAAGAGUUCAGGAAGCUAUGCAAAUGCAAGUUGAAGCAGAAAGAAAAAAACGUGCAGCCAUUCUUGAAUCUGAAGGUAUUCGUGAAGCCGAAAUCAAUGUUGCUGAGGGUAAAAAACAAUCUCGAAUUUUAUCAUCUGAAGCUAAUCUUACAGAACAAGUUAACGAAGCAAAAGGUCUAGCCGAAGCAACUAAACUUAAAGCGGAAGCUAAAUCAAAAGCCAUACAUAUUGUUGGACAAUCAUUGCGUUCGAUGGAGGGAAGUGAUGCAGCAAGUUUGAAUAUUGCCGAGCAAUAUAUUGGUGCUUUUUCAAAAUUGGCCAAAACAGGAAACACAUUGAUCUUGUCAUCGGAUGCAGGAGAUGUGGCUAAAAUGUCAGCAAAUGCCCUUCAAGUAUAUAAAACUUUGUCUCGUCCAGAACGGAUUGAUGAAGAAUUGGAAGAAGAUCCGGAAGAAUAUUUUAGCAAUCAAGAAGAAAAUGAAAAGAAAUAAAUAAAUAAAAAUUUAAUUUUCAUUUGUACAGAAUAAUAAAAAAAUUUACAAAUUAUUG
Molecule: messenger RNA, 1240 nt
Organism: Dermatophagoides pteronyssinus (European house dust mite)
Lineage: Eukaryota; Metazoa; Arthropoda; Arachnida; Sarcoptiformes; Pyroglyphidae
Gene: Stoml2
Product: stomatin like 2
Biological process (GO): mitochondrion organization
Cellular component (GO): membrane; mitochondrion
Source: RefSeq, a predicted model, not a curated record